Camelus dromedarius (Arabian camel) is the source of this 3276-nucleotide messenger RNA. It is a transcript of the gene ADGRE5, whose product is annotated as adhesion G protein-coupled receptor E5. Bases 105 to 2675 code for a protein of 856 amino acids. Gene Ontology annotation, molecular function: G protein-coupled receptor activity; calcium ion binding. Gene Ontology annotation, cellular component: plasma membrane. The transcript is spliced from 20 exons. The record is from RefSeq and is a predicted model, not a curated record. Gene Ontology annotation, biological process: cell surface receptor signaling pathway; adenylate cyclase-activating G protein-coupled receptor signaling pathway. Lineage: Eukaryota; Metazoa; Chordata; Mammalia; Artiodactyla; Camelidae.
UUAUAAAGGUCUGGCGGCCUCGGGAAAGCCCGCCCAGCUGCCCAGCCUGGGGACACAGAGCAGACCUGCCCCAUCUUCUGCAUCCCCUGUUGGCUGCUCAGACCAUGGGAGGCCCCCACCGCAGCGGUGAAUUUCUGUCCUUUCUCUUCUUUCAUGUGCUGUGUGUCUUGCUGACUCUACCAGAAGUUGGAUCUCAGAACUCCACGGCCUGUGCUCGGUGGUGCCCUCCGAACUCCUCAUGUGUCAACGGUACCUCCUGUCGCUGCCUUCCGGGAUUCAGUUCUUCAUCUGGUUCAGAGAUCUUCACCAGCCUCUUGGAGAGUUGUGAUGACAUCAAUGAGUGCGGACCACCCUUGACAGUGUCCUGUGGACAAUCGGCAGACUGCAAGAACACAGAAGGGAGCUACUACUGCAUGUGCAUCCCAGGAUACGCGCUUGUUUCUGGGGCACCAACAUUCAGGAAUGAGAGCGAGAACAUGUGUCAAGACGUGGACGAAUGUCAGUGGAAACCCCGAAUCUGUAAAGGCCGCAGCAUCUGCAUCAACACCGAGGGCAACUACACCUGCCAGUGCCCGCCCGGCUUGGAGCUCAACCCAGAGGGCCCGGAGCCGUGCAAAGAUGUGAAUGAAUGUGCUUUGGGAAGAAACCCAUGCCACAACUCCACCCACUGCCUCAACUACGUGGGCAGAUAUGAGUGCCGCUGCCGCCCCGGCUGGAAGCCGCUUCCCGGGUCCCCCAACGGCCCAAACAACACCAUCUGCGAAGAUGUGGACGAGUGCAGCUCUGGGCAGCAUCGGUGCCACAGCUCCACCGUCUGCAGCAACACGGUGGGUUCAUACACGUGCCGCUGCCGCCGAGGCUGGUUGCCCAAACCCGGAUUCCAGGAUAAGCGAGUGACCACCGUCUGUGAAGAGAUCUUCGCCACCUGGACCGCACCCCCUGGAAUCAAGAGCCAGAAUCUCUCUCGCUUCUUUGAAAAAGUCCAGAGUAUGAGCAGAGACUUCCAGCCAGACUCGGCUCAGGAAACUAUACAGGACCUCAUCACGUCAGUGGAUGACCUGCUGAAAAUCCCAGGGGACCUGGGUAUGGACCUGGCUGCCCGACACCGCAUAGCCACCUUCCUGCUCUCAAACCUUGAAGAAGUCCUGAGGAUGCUGGCCAAAACCAUGAAUGGCUCCUUCACCUACCAUUCCCCUGGGGACACAGAGCUGUCCCUGGUGGUCCAGGAGCCGGUGAAUGGAAACAUCACUGUGGGCCAGAGCCAUGCACGGAUGCUGCUGAACUGGACCAUGGCAAUUGGAGCCAGGGAGUCGGGUAACAGCGAGGAUCCAGAGUGGGCACCCAAGGGAGAGGGAAGGAGGAGCCAGGAUGUGGCUAGGGGCCCCACUGUGGUGGGGAUCCUCUCCAGCCCAAACAUGCAGAAAUUGCUGGCCAACGCCUCCUUUGACCUGGACUCAGAGAAGCAUGCUGAGCUGGAAAAGAUCCACGGAUGUCCUGUCCGAGGUGCCAAGGUCAGCCUUUUCACAGCCGUCAGCUCGGUCUUUCUGAGCAACAGGAACACGGAUAAACUCGACUUCAACGUCACCUUCGCCUUUUCUCACCUUCAAGAGACACAGCAGAAGCUUGGGCCACGCCAGGAGCUCAUCUGUGCCUUCUGGAAGAAUGACAACAGCGGGAGCGGGUCCUGGGCCACUUCGGGCUGCUGGAAGCUGGGCAGCGGGAACAAAAGCACCACCUGCCAGUGCAAUCACCUGAGCAGCUUUGCGGUUCUCAUGGCCCACUACGACGUGGAGGACCCGAAGCUGGCCCUGAUCACCAAGGUGGGACUGGCACUGUCGUUGGUCUGCCUGCUGCUCUGCAUUCUCACCUUCCUGCUGGUGCGGCCCAUCCAGGGCUCACGCACCACCGUGCACCUGCACCUCUGCAUCUGCCUCUUCGUGGGCUCCGCCAUCUUCCUGGCGGGGAUCGAGAAUGAAGGCGGCGAGGUGGGGAUGCGCUGCCGCCUGGUGGCGGGACUGCUGCACUACUGCUUCCUGGCUGCCUUCUGCUGGAUGAGCCUUGAGGGCGUGGAGCUCUACUUCCUAGUGGUGCGCGUUUUCCAAGGCGAAGGCCUGAAAAAGCGCUGGCUCUGCCUGAUCGGCUACGGCGUGCCCCUGCUCAUCGUGGCCAUCUCGGCCGCCGUCAACAGCCAGGGCUAUGGCCGCACCCUCUACUGCUGGUUGGAACACGACAAAGGCUUCCUCUGGAGCUUCCUGGGACCUGUAACCUUCAUCGUUUUGUGCAAUGCUGUCAUCUUCGUGAUUACUGUCUGGAAACUCACUCAGAAGUUUUCCGAAAUCAACCCAGACAUAAAGAAAUUAAAGAAGGCCAGGGUGCUGACCAUCACAGCCAUCGCCCAGCUCGUCGUGUUGGGCUGCACCUGGGUCUUUGGCCUGUUCCUCUUCGACCCACAGAGCUGGGUGCUGUCCUACACCUUCACCAUCCUCAACUGCCUGCAGGGCCUCUUCCUCUUCGUGCUGUACUGCCUGCUCAACAAGAAGGUGAGAGAGGAAUACCGGAAGUGGGCCUGCAUGGUCGCCGGAAACAAGUACUCGGAGUUUACCACAUCCACGUCGGGGUCUGGCUCCAGCCACAGUCAGACGCGGGCCCUCAGGCCAUCAGAGUCAGGCAUGUGAAAGCCAUGUUCUGGCCAGGCCAGCAACUCCCGUGGCCUCAGCAGCUUUUGCACACGCUGAAGAAUGUCUCCUCCUCUCCGACUGCUCUGCUCCCUCUGCCCUCUUGCCUCCUUCCUCGUGUGUACCAUGGAGAGGAGGGUGACAGCUGCCAUCUGCCACUGACCCCAGAAGACCUAGCAAGGGUGGACAGUUGGACCUACUGGGCCUGCUUCUGGCUGCCUCUCAGCUCCAGCCUGGCCAGGACCCAGGGUAGAGACAGAAGCUGGCCCGGGGCUGUAGCCCUUUGCCCUGGUACGCAAGGCCAGGAAAGACUGAGGGCUCCUGUGCCAGGCCUGGUCCUUUCCCCUCAUCUGUCUUUGCUACAGAACGAGAGGCCAGAGUGCUGGGACUCAGAUUCCCAGUUAAGCUAAGACUGAAGUCAGAGGUGGGUGAAGGGCAGGGCCCUUUCCAGUUGCUCACCAAGGCUCACGGUACAGAGGCCUAUCUGCCCCAGGGCAGAGGAUCCUCACUGUUGUCAAGACUGUGGACGUUGUGUAAUGUUAUUUUAUCUGUAUAAACCUUUCCACAUUGACUUAAAAUUAAAUAUCACGCUGAUAUCUUG